AUGGGACAUUCCUUCAACCAACACUUUCAAUUGAUUUUUAAUAAUAUAGAGAGUAAUAAAAACUUUGAAAAUUUACAACCGAGAGUCAAGCGGCAGGUCAGUUCGGGUGCAGGUAAAUUCAUUGAAGCAGCGAAGAUGCCACAAAUCAAGGUAUUCCGACUGUUCCUGCAGAUGUUUAAGAAUGGAUGGGCCGAUUCGUACGUCGGUGGAACCGGGCCAUUGGAUCCGCGAAUCAUCCGGCCGGUUCUCUAUCUAUUCAAGGAUAAGAUUAUACAAUUCUUUAUGCCCGAACCUGGAGUAGAACAUCAGAAAAAAUCGCAUUAG
Molecule: messenger RNA, 324 nt
Organism: Bombyx mandarina (wild silkworm)
Lineage: Eukaryota; Metazoa; Arthropoda; Insecta; Lepidoptera; Bombycidae
Source: RefSeq, a predicted model, not a curated record